UCCUCUUUACAUAACGGCGCGGGGCGGCAUGGGCUCGGGCCACCGCCUCCGCCCGGCGGCCCGCCCGGACUAUCGCGGCCCGCGGUGGCGACGGCGGCAGCAGCAGCAAAGUUUCCCCGGCGGCGGCCCGGGGGCGCAUCCCCCCGCAGCUGUCAAGCUCUGGCGGCGGAAAUGAUGAGACGCUGGCCAUUUUCCGAGCCCGGGUUUCCUGCCUGAGCCCGGCUUGAGCGAGCCGAGAGCCAGGAGCCGGCGCGCAGAGGGAACGUGCCCGGGGCGGGGGCCCGCCCGCCCCCUCGGGAUUUCGUGGGGCCAGGGGCGCGCGACGCCAUGGGCCGGCCGGGCCCGGACCCCCUCUCUCUCAGCCCGGCCGCGCCACCUGGAUCUCCGCCAUGAACGGGCCCGCCCUGCAGCCCUCCGCGGCUUCCUCCACGCCCUCCGCCUCCUCACCCACGAACGCGGCCCCGGCCCCGGCCCCACGGGGCUGGAGCGAGUUCUGCGAGCUGCACGCGGUGGCCACGGCGCGAGAGCUGGCCCGGCAGUACUGGCUCUUCGUGCGCGAGCACCCGCAGCACGCGCCGCUGCGCGCCGAGCUCGUGUCGCUGCAGUUCACCGACCUCUUCCAGCUCUACUUCUGCCGCGAGGUGCGCCAGGGCCGGGCGCCCGGGCCGCCGGCUCGCGACUACCGGGAGGCGGGCCGCGGGCCCCCGGCCAAGGCCGAGGCCCCCCGCGCCGAGGCGGGCCCCGGCCCCGCCGCCCCUGCCCUGCCCAAGGCCCGCAGCUCGGAGGAGCUGGCCCCGCCGCGGCCGUCCGCGCCCUGUGCCCUCCAGCACCUGCGCCACAGCCUCCGCCACAUCAUCCGCCGCCGCUCGGCCGGGGAGGUGCCGGCGGCGGCCGGAGCCGCGGGGGAGGCCCGGCCCAAACCCGGCCUGGCCAGGAAGCGCCUGCCCUGGAGCCUGGCCCGGGAACCGCCGCCCGAGGCCCUCAAGGAGGCGACACUGCGCUACAGCCUGGCCGACGAGGCCUCCAUGGACAGCGGGCCGCGCUGGCAGCGCGGGCGGCUGGCCCUGCGGCGCGCCCGAGCCCCGGAGGGCGGCGCGGACCGCGUGCUGGAGCUCUUCGACCCGCCCAAGAGCUCCAAGCCCAAGCUGCAAGCAGCCUGCUCCAGUCUCCAGGAGGUCCGGCGGUGCACACGCCUAGAGAUGCCCGACAACCUCCACACCUUCGUGCUGAAGGUGAAGGACCGGACAGACAUCAUCUUUGAGGUGGGAGACGAGCAGCAGCUGAAUUCAUGGAUGGCUGAGCUCCGGGAGUGCACAGGCCAAGGCAGGCUGGAGAGCACGGACCCAGAGAUGCACAUUCCCUCGGCUCCCGAGCCCGGCAUGACCAGCUCACCGAGGGGAAGCACAGAGUCCCUGAACCAAGCAGGGGCUUCUCCUGGGGCGUUGCUGGACCCAGCCUGCCAGAAAACAGACCACUUCCUGUCCUGCUACCCCUGGUUCCACGGCCCCAUCUCCCGAGUGAAGGCAGCUCAGCUGGUCCAGCUGCAGGGCCCUGACGCUCACGGAGUGUUCCUGGUACGGCAGAGCGAGACGCGGCGCGGGGAGUACGUGCUCACGUUCAACUUCCAGGGCAUAGCCAAGCACCUGCGCCUGUCACUGACCGAGCGGGGCCAGUGCCGCGUGCAGCACCUGCACUUCCCCUCCGUCAUGGACAUGCUCCACCACUUCCAGCGCUCGCCCAUCCCGCUCGAGUGCGGGGCCGCCUGCGACGUCCGGCUGUCCAGCUACGUGGUGGUCGUCUCCCAGCCCCCAGGUUCCUCCAACACCGUCCUGUUCCCGUUCUCCCUCUCUCGCUGGGACUCAGAGCUGGGCCUGCCCCACCUCAGUGCCGCUGCCUGUCCGAGGGGGCCGGGCCCCGAGGGCCUCCCAGGCCGGUCCUCCCCCCCAGAGCAGAUCUUCCACCUGGUGCCUUCGCCCGAGGAACUGGCCAACAGCCUGCGGCACCUAGAGCCAGCGCCCACCGGCCGCGCCCGGGACUCGGACUACGACACGGACUCCUCCUCCCGGAGCCACCUGCGGGCCGUCGACAACCAGUACACACCUCUCUGACGGGCGGCGGAAGCCCGGGCCCACGGACGCCCCGGAGGAGCAAGCACAGCGAGCAGAGACGGGACUUGUGAUUGUAACCGCCUUUCCUUCCUUUCAGAGAGAGUUCGGGGACACUGUUAACUGUUCUUCCAGUUUGGACGCAACCCUUUUAUUAGGCCUGUUAAAGGGCCCCUCUAAGUUGCAGGCUGAUUUUCUCCUUGUUUACAGAUGUGGUUCUUGUUCGCAGAUGCCGCCGGCUCCCGCCCUGGGCCCCUGGGCCCAGUCCCCGUCGCUCUCCGAGCAGGGGCAGCGGGCAAGGGCCAGGCCUGGCAGUGGAAACGUGUUCUCUUUCUCACUGACGCUGUCGCAGCUGAUGCCAGGCGCUCUGCUAGCGGGGAGGGGUCCUCAGGAAGCCCAAAACACUAACCAGCCCUGGACUGUCUCAUGGUUUUCCCGUUGUGGCGUCAGUGCACGUGGCCGCUCUGCGGCACCCCCGCCACGGGCGACCACACCUAUCCUGCUUCGACACUCAGCCUUACGACUAAGCUCAAGAAUGAUGUUAAACAUUUUACCUCAGAUAAAUUUCUCAAAGGAUUCAGGUUUGAAAACUAAACCAAGCAUUGCUUAUUUCACUGUACUGUCUGAACUAACACCCAGGUUUCUGCAGCCAGAGACAGCUAUGCAAACCCGACCUGACCAGCUCCCGGCCGAGCCAGCCGCCCGGCUUCCUGGUCUAGUGCGUCCUCCGGACGGGCACCUGCUGCCGAGCAGCCACUGUCCUUCCCCUCGCAGAGAAGUGGAGCGUGUCCCUUUCGGGGGCAUCCAGGCAGUCACUGAGAUAGGGUGGCAAGCUGUUGUUCUACCCUGGUGCCUUAUGCGUCAAAAACUGGAUUCUGCCUCACAGCAGCUUUACGGUGGGCGUUAAACUGAGGGGUGAGGGAGGGACAGGCAAGGAGGGAAGGAAGAAGGCUCCCGGGCCCGCCUAGUAAGCCCUUCCCCAGCAGGGCCGGCUCCGAGCUCCCCGGCAUCCACUGGCUUCUUAGGUCGUCCCGCCAAAGGGUUCCGGCUCGUGCUGGAGCCAAAAUGGAAGCUAGGACCCGGGGCCGCGGCUCUGGAGGCGCCCCGGCGACGGCCCACGGCUGGCGCUGUCCCUGCCGGCCCUGCUCCGCGUGAGGAGGCGUGCCCUCGGGCACACACCUCUGGCACCCAGGGAGGUCCCGGGUACAACCUCCAUCUAUGCUUCCUUCACAAGCGAUGCGAUUCCUAGUGGGGGGCUGGCUCCUCCCAGAGAGAGCUCCGUGAGGGGGCUCGGGGGGAUGGGAAGCCAGCUGCUUCUGGGGCCCGCAGAGCCGGCCAGCACAGCCAGGCCCACCGAAGGGGCCCCUAGGAGCCUGAGCCUGGGGAGUUCGGCGUAGUUCUGACGCUGACGCGCACACCCCCCCCCAUCAGUCGGCCAGAGGCGGAAGGUGAAUGCUGGCCUACACCCAACCAGCCGCGGCCUGCCUUACCUGGGCGAGGGUCGGGUCUGCUCCCGCCAGCGGCACUCUGUACUCAGAGAGGCCAGACUUCUGCUUCUAGAAUUUUUCUGUUUUUCGCUGGGGGCAAGGUGCCACCUCUUUACUUUUAAAACCAACAUUCCUGGGUGUUGUCACGGGUUGUAAGGCAGUUCCAACCCUGAUCCAGAUUUCUGAUCCAUUUCUAAGGAUAAAUUUUCUACACACCAAGCAGGUUUCUCCAAGUAAUCAAUGCUAAGCAAAGGGUGAACCAGAUGAACGAGCACUAUUGAGAGAGAGACCUCAUCACAGAAAGUCAAUGCUGACAAGUCACUGGUGCAGGAAAGGGGUCAGACAACGAGCCGAGCAAGCCCCCACCCAUCGCGUCUGGGCUGAGACCUCUUCAGGCCAGGGCGCUCACUUCUUAGCAAUCUCGCCACGUGGAACCCCCAGGCAGUGCCGAGAGGCGCGCCAGACACAGCCAACGAGCAGCUCCGACUCCCCGGUUACAAAGUACGAGCUCAGACUGACAGAGACCCGGAAGUUGCCCACCUGCGGACUGCUUCCGUGUGAAGUGUCCAUGAAAAGCAUUUUUUUCUAGACAUGUCCGAGUUACCAGGACAGCUCAAGUACAUCCUGACAGACAGCCCCGUCCUGACCUGGGGAGAAGUGACCCCGAGCCCGUGCCUCUCCCUUCUGCUGCAGCAGGUCGGGGUGCACGGAGGGAGCAGCGGGCCCCUUGGCUGGACGCCCUCACAGUGACCCCGCGGGCGGCAGCCAGCCCCCAGCACGACAGCACACGCCACCCUCCUUCCGGGCCUGACGUGACCGCCGCUGACGGCGCCAGGCCCAGGCAGCAGCCUCCACUGAGAGCCCACGCUCAGUGCCAAAGGGACCGUUCGCGCCGCGGUCUCGUCGGGCGCCCCUGAUUGCAGACGCCGAGGGUGGCCUGACUGUCCCCAGCACCGACACUCCCUUAGUCGGACUCUAACGGACUUUCACAAACUAAUAGUCACCAGCACCAAAGAGUUAAGUCAACUAACCUGCCUUGACUUUUAGACCAGCAAUCCACAUGGCUUUAUCUGGUAUAAAUCUUCUGCCUUUGAUCACUUCUGGACCGUGUAGGAAAAAGGAAUAGCAAUCAUUAAAAUCUCAGACUAGAGAACACUAUUUUUAUAUAACAGUUUCUUAACCUAAAAUCAAGGCCUUGAACUCUUCCCUCCCCCCCAAGGGAUGCCCGUGGUUUCUUCACGCUUUCCUGCAGGGCUAAGCCUCUCCUCGCACCGUCACCCGAGCGCCGCCCUCCUGCAGGCCGGAGGGGCCUGCAGCACCUGUCCCACCGCCUCUUCGCAGGGGCACGUCUGACUCCAGUGUGUGGCUGGAAUAAGAGCACAUUGUAACAGCACAGAAAAUGGCUUCAUCUUGUAUCGUGGUGGGCAGAAGGUCUUUGGCAAAUUUUUAUGUCUUGUUUAUGUACUGUAUACGUAACUUAUUCUUGAAUAAUGCAAAUUUUGCUCUAGUGUACAAAUUGCUACAUAUGAAUUAAAAAAAGUUUUCAGGA
Phyllostomus hastatus (greater spear-nosed bat) is the source of this 5141-nucleotide messenger RNA. It is a transcript of the gene SH2B3, whose product is annotated as SH2B adaptor protein 3. The transcript is spliced from 8 exons. Gene Ontology annotation, cellular component: plasma membrane. NCBI's taxonomy places the organism in Eukaryota, Metazoa, Chordata, Mammalia, Chiroptera, Phyllostomidae. Gene Ontology annotation, molecular function: transmembrane receptor protein tyrosine kinase adaptor activity. Gene Ontology annotation, biological process: intracellular signal transduction. Bases 390 to 2108 code for a protein of 572 amino acids. The record is from RefSeq and is a predicted model, not a curated record.